Molecule: messenger RNA, 1296 nt
Organism: Penicilliopsis zonata CBS 506.65
Lineage: Eukaryota; Fungi; Ascomycota; Eurotiomycetes; Eurotiales; Aspergillaceae
Exons: 3
Coding region: 1-1296 (431 amino acids)
Biological process (GO): translational termination
Molecular function (GO): translation release factor activity
Source: RefSeq, a predicted model, not a curated record
AUGACACUAUGGGUCUGCUUUCGUUGUAUACGGUCUGGUCGGCAUUUUCGAGGCUUGCCCAUUCUCAUUCAAAGACGGGCUCAGUCAACAACUACAAAUAACGGCAUCUCCUCAGCAUUACUUACUCGAGCUCAGGCCUUGACUGCUGAGCAUUCCAGCCUGUCACAUCAUCUAACAGAAUCAUUCGACGCGAAGAUUGCCAAACGAGUCGGGGACUUAGCGCCUGUGGUACAGGCUUGGACUGAAUGGGAGAAGGCAAAGGAGUCGAUCUCGGAACUCAAUGUCUUACUUGAUGACCCAGAUACCGAUGCGGAACUACGGUCACUUGCUAUUGAAGAUCUUGAAAGCAGUAACGCGCAGCUGCAGGUGGUCUCCGACAAACUAAAGCAGGCUCUUAUACCGCGUCACCCAUUCGCCGAAUUACCAUGCCUACUUGAAAUAAGACCCGGAGCUGGUGGUGAGGAGGCAGGGCUCUUUGCCUCCGAGCUUUUGAAGAUGUAUACUGCGCUGUCAUCCCGGCUUGGGUUUCGCUCCACAUUGCUAAAGCUGGACACGGAGGAAGGACAAACUGAGGAUCGCCUAACCGAAGCAGUCCUAGAAAUAGAGACAGACGGAGCAUACGAUAUUCUAAGAACAGAAUCUGGCGUGCACAGGGUACAAAGAGUGCCAGCGACUGAGACAAAAGGCCGCACACAUACCAGCGCAGUGAGCGUAAUGAUUCUCCCGAGUUUUCCAGAGUCAGGAAGCGACAUGGACAGCGCGCUCAAUUUUGAAGAUCCCAACAGUGAUUACUAUGUGAACCCCCAGGAUGUUCGCACAGAGAAGAUGCGAGCGAGUGGUGCUGGUGGCCAGCAUGUCAACAAAACGGAGUCAGCUAUUAGACUGACCCAUAUACCCACUGGCCUCGUUGUAUCCAUGCAGGAUUCCCGAUCCCAACACUCGAAUCGUAAGAAAGCGUGGCAGAUCUUGCGAGCAAAAGUAGCCAGUAUGAGGCGAGAAGCCCGAGAGCAGGAACUAGUGAAUCUUCGGAGAGGAGCCAUGGGAGGAGUUGCGAGGAUGGGUCGUGGUGACAAGGUCCGUACUUAUAACUUUGGCCAGAAUCGCUGUACAGACCAUCGCAGUGGCAUCACAGUGCAUAACCUAGGGAGUGUCCUUGAUGGAGGCACAGGGCUGGAGGCAAUCAUGGAUAGUGUUCGGAGCUGGCUUACAGACCGCGAGAUCGAGGACAUGAUUGCUGAAGAAUCAGCUAAAGAGUUAUUGAAGAGCCAGACAAAUGUGGACAAGAAGAACUCUUGA